Molecule: messenger RNA, 523 nt
Organism: Jaminaea rosea
Lineage: Eukaryota; Fungi; Basidiomycota; Exobasidiomycetes; Microstromatales
Exons: 1
Coding region: 96-425 (109 amino acids)
Source: RefSeq, a predicted model, not a curated record
AGCUGAUGCUGCCCUGUGCCCACGCCACAUCAUCUUGACUCGUCUGCUGCUGUCCACAGCUUUCUUGCCUCUCGACCACCCACAACUCGUACAAUAUGCAACCAUUCCUCACCAGCCUUUUCGCCCCGGUGCUGGUCGCCUCUGCUCUUCUCAGCGCCAAUGGACACCCUCGCAGCGACCCCAAGCACGACGCUCUCCAGAUCAAAGGCGGGCCGCUUGGCUCUCGAAGCUUGAAUGACCGCACCAUCGUUGGCCCAGUGACAGGUGACAAGAGCAUCGCAACGAAGAGGCAUAGUGGCGUCGCUUUUCCUGAGGAAAAUCUACUGGCUCGCUAUACUCUGUGCGAGUGUUGUGAGCGCGUGGGAUCAGGACGUGAGUCUGCCUUCGAACACACCUCAUGUACAGUAGUAGCGACUCGUUGCUGACGCAGAGCGCUUGAAUGUCUACAUGUUUUCAGGCUGCUGUCAGAACUCGCCAGGAUGCUGUGACGAUCGCUGAUCUCCCUGAGAGGAGGGCGCAGCAC